AUGCCAAAAAACACAAAAGGAUCACCAUAUGACGCUAAAUUAGUCUCAGUAGAGCCCCUUGAACAAGGAAAAUGGAUUCAGACUCGUAAAUUGAAUUACAAAGAUCCAAGGGGUAACGAUAGGGUAUGGGAAAUGGCCAUUAGGACAACCCGUUCGGAAACUACAAACAUUGAUGGUGUGGCUAUAGUAGCCUUGCUCAACCAUCCAGAUAAGAAGAAGGAGAUUGUAUUGACCAAGCAAUUCAGACCACCAGUUGGUGCAGUUGUUAUUGAAUUACCAGCAGGAUUGGUCGACCCAAAUGAGAGUGUUGAAAGUACCGCUGUUCGUGAAUUGAUCGAAGAGACUGGUUAUCACAGUACUUUCAACCAUCUGACAGACUCUUUGGCGGAUUUGGUGAGUGAUCCAGGAUUAACUAAUGCAAACAUGGCAAUUGCCUAUGUUGAUGUGGACUUGACAAAGCCUGAGAACGUCGAUCCAAAAGCUCAAUUAGAAGAAGGCGAAUUCAUUGAUUCUUUUUAUGUCCCAGUUGAAGACUUGCUUGCGGAAUUGCAUCGUUUGGUCAAAGAUGAAGGUUGCGUUGUGGAUGCAAGAUUGUACCAUUUGGCAGUUGGUAUUAAUCUUGCAAAAUCACUUUAA
Molecule: messenger RNA, 636 nt
Organism: Debaryomyces fabryi
Lineage: Eukaryota; Fungi; Ascomycota; Pichiomycetes; Serinales; Debaryomycetaceae
Gene: YSA1
Product: ADP-ribose diphosphatase
Exons: 1
Coding region: 1-636 (211 amino acids)
Biological process (GO): nucleoside phosphate metabolic process; ribose phosphate metabolic process
Cellular component (GO): nucleus
Molecular function (GO): ADP-ribose diphosphatase activity
Source: RefSeq, a predicted model, not a curated record